Molecule: messenger RNA, 2221 nt
Organism: Trifolium pratense (red clover)
Lineage: Eukaryota; Viridiplantae; Streptophyta; Magnoliopsida; Fabales; Fabaceae
Product: 1-aminocyclopropane-1-carboxylate oxidase homolog 12-like
Exons: 3
Coding region: 921-2042 (373 amino acids)
Source: RefSeq, a predicted model, not a curated record
CUUAUCACUAAUGACAGGUUUGUAAGUGUUAAUCACCGAGUCUUAUCACAGAACACAGGCCCAAGAAUUUCAGUAGCAAGCUUCUUUGUGAACUCUCCUGAUCCAGAUAAAGGUGGAUCAAAGAUUUAUGGUCCUAUUAAGGAACUACUUUCAGAAGAAAACCGACCAAUCUACAAAGACGUUACUAUAAAAGAAUAUUUAGAACAUUAUUUUGCAAAAGGCCUUGAUGGAAAUUCUGCUUUGGAGCCCUUCAAGUUGUGAAUUCGACAUGUGAAUGUACUUUUGAUUCUCGUGGAGCUAGCCAUAAUCUAUCUAAAUAACAAGUCACGUUUUCCGCAAUUAGCGUGCUCUAUAUGUAUCAAGUUUCAGAGACAGAAAUAAAUGUGUUAUCUAUACUCUAUAGAUCAAUAUUAAUAUUUUAACCUUAACAGUUUUACUAGUGCUGUGAAAUAGAUUGUUAUUUGUUGGUGAAGUUAUUCUGUUUAUGAUUUGAUUGGAAAUUUUUGCUGCUUCAUUUUUGGAGAUUAUUUAUACUACAUCACACAAUUGACAUAAUCACUUAAAAAGAGUGUAACCAAAUGGUUAACGAGCUCUUCCUACGACGAAGUGUUCGGAAGAAUCCGAAUUCAAUGAAAGGUAUAAUUUUUAUCAAACUUUACUUCCCUGAAAAUCGGAGGGUUGACAUAAAAAAAAUAAAAAAAUAGAGAGUGAUAUAGUGAAUAGAAACUUCAUGAAUAUGACAUAGUUAGGGGGUAGAUAUGCAAAUAAAGUACACAUGAAAUAUGGUGCACAGUAGACAGAGCCUACUUUGUGGUCCUCCUUAUUUUCUUAGGAUAAGUCCUUCUCUGUCAGUUUGAUAUGUCUGCAUUUUGUAGGAAUCAGAAAGCACUACUAUUCUGGUGUUGUUUCCACCUGUCAAUAUGGUGGUAAAUGACACAAUCCAAUUAGAGGAAUCAACUGAUUCUACUUAUGAUAGAGAAGCUGAAAUGAAAGCUUUUGAUGAUUCGAAAGCAGGCGUCAAUGGUUUGGUGGAGUCUGGGAUAUCAAAGAUUCCAGCCAUCUUCCAUAGGAAGUUGGACAUCACCGAAAACUCAGCCGGCGAUAACUCAAAGUUGAGCAUUCCGAUCAUAGACCUCAAAGACAUACAUAAAGAUCCAGCUCUUCGUGUAGAGGUAAUUGAUAAAAUUCGAAGUGCAUGCCAUGAGUGGGGAUUUUUUCAGGUGAUUAAUCAUGGAAUUCCUGUUACUGUCUUCGAUGAAAUGAUAGAUGGGAUUCGUAAGUUUCAUGAACAAGAUGUUGAUGUAAGAAAAGAGUUUUAUACGCGUGAUUUAAAGAAAAAGGUUACGUAUUUCUCCACUGGAACGUUAUAUAGUGACCAAGCUGCUAAUUGGAGAGACACCUUUGCUUUUGUUGUUGCUCCUGAUCCAUUCGAACCAAAUGAAGUACCACCAAUAUGCAGAGAUAUCAUGAUUGAAUAUUCACAGAAAAUACAGGAUUUGGGUUUCACAAUCUUUGAGUUAUUGUCAAGGGCACUAGGACUUGAUUCUUCUUAUCUCAAAGAGUUGAAUUGUGCCGAAGGACACUUCAUUAUGGGUCACUACUAUCCACCAUGCCCUGAACCUGAGCUAACUAUGGGUGCUACUAAGCAUACUGAUUAUAGCUUCAUGACAUUACUUCUACAAGACCAACUUGGUGGUCUUCAAAUUCUUCAUGAUGAUAAAUGGGUCAAUGUUCCUCCGGUACAUGGAGCUCUUGUUGUGAACAUAGGAGAUCUUCUACAGCUUAUCACAAAUGACAGGUUUGUAAGUGUUAAUCACCGAGUCUUAUCACAGAACAUAGGACCAAGAAUUUCUGUUGCAAGCUUCUUUGUGAACUCUCCUGAUCCAGAUAAAGGUAGAUCAAAGAUUUAUGGUCCUAUUAAGGAACUGCUUUCAGAAGAAAACCCACCUAUCUACAAAGACGUUACUAUAAAAGAAUAUUUAGAACAUUUUUUUGCAAAAGGUCUUGAUGGAAAUUCUGCUUUGGAGCCUUUCAAGUUGUGAAUUCGACAUGUGAACGUACUUUUGAUUCUCGUGUAGCUAGUCAUAAUCUAUCUAAAUAACAAGUCAUGUUUUCUGCAAUUAGCGUGCUCUAUAUGUAUCAAGUUUCAGAGACUGCAAUAAAUGUAUUAUCUAUACUCUAUGGAUCACACACUAUCAUCUUUGUACAAAUUCAGAUUAAA